Molecule: messenger RNA, 852 nt
Organism: Protopolystoma xenopodis
Lineage: Eukaryota; Metazoa; Platyhelminthes; Monogenea; Polystomatidea; Polystomatidae
Source: the annotation of a GenBank genome assembly
AUGCUCGCCUCACUCAGCGUCACUCGUGCUGAACUCCCUUCCAGCCGCCUCGACAUGGCGGCUGCUCUGACCGCAGACAGUCCGGCCCUCUUCUCCGCCGCCUUCGUCUGCCUCGGCAGAAGCACCGGCACCAGCGGCGGCCACGGCAGCAGCAGCAGCAGCAGCAGUAGCAGCAGCAGUAACAGCAGCAGUAACAGCAGCUGCAGCAGCAGCCUUCUCAGCAGCCCCGCUGGCAGCAACGAGCUGGCCGCCCCAUGUGCACUCUUCUCGAGCCAGACGAACUGCGGUGUCUGGCCGUUUCCUCCCGCCCUCGGCCGCCCGGACACAGGCGGCAUGGCAACAGUGGAGAUGCGAGCAGGCCCAGUCGUCGGUCUGUCGGGCUUGCUGCGUCAGACCGCCUCCAUCGCCGCCGCCGCGGCCGACACCGCCGCCCCCGUUCCCGCCCCUGCCACCUCCACCGCCGCCGCUGCCUCUUCUGCAGGUGGCGGCAUCACCACUAGCAACAACGUCCACAGCCUUUCCAGUCGCCUCAGCAACGCGUCUGUGCUGCCGCCUGGCAACGAGCUGGCCCUCUGCUACGCCGAUUACGCGCCGCUGGGUGCGGCCGGGGCCGUCUGCUUCGGCGGUCUGCCGAUGCUGACGACGACGACGACGUCGUCGACGACGCCAGCUGGCCUGCUGCUCGUCUGUGCGGGCUGCCGCAGCGUCAUCUGCGACCAGUUCUACGAAAGCGUGGCCGGACAAGCCUGGCACCCGGGCUGCCUGCGCUGCGCCGGCUGUGGCGGCCGACUACAGGGCCGUUGCUAUGCCCGGAGUGGACAGCUCUUCUGCCGUGAGGACUUUGUGCGGUGA